AUCGAGUCUGUCAGGUUUUGUGCCUUGUGGGACUUGAAGUCCACAAGCAAGAAGUGAACAGGGCUGUUGAAGCUUGGAAGGCGGCAGCCCCCGCAGGUCUGAGCAGUAAGGACUACGACUCCCGACACACAUUGCAAGGCCGCGCCGUAAUUACGGGCAACCAACCAUACCCGAGCAGGGCAAGCCCCAGCCCCCCGGCUCGUAGGACUGCCUCCACCAAUGGCAGAGCUCCCAGCGCAGAGCCUGCGGGUUAGGUUGUGAGGCUCGGGCCGGGGGCGGGGAGGAGCUGAGGGGGUUCAGAACGCGCUCGGCCGCUGGGUGGGUCGGGGCGUUCGGCGCGCCCUUCAUUGAAGCGGCGGUGGCUGGGCUGGGCGCCGGGAGUGGGAAGCGACGGCGCGGCUGGAAAAUGCCAGUCCAUUCCCGAGGGGAUAAGAAGGAAACGAACCAUCACGAUGAGAUGGAGGUGGACUACGCCGAAAACGAGGGGAGCAGCUCAGAGGACGAGGACACGGAAAGCUCCUCGGUCUCCGAGGAUGGAGAUAGCUCAGAAAUGGAUGAUGAAGACUGUGAAAGAAGAAGAAUGGAAUGUUUAGAUGAAAUGUCCAAUCUAGAAAAACAGUUUACGGAUCUCAAGGAUCAACUUUAUAAAGAACGAUUAAGUCAGGUGGAUGCAAAACUACAAGAAGUCAUAGCUGGAAAAGCACCAGAAUAUUUGGAACCACUGGCAACUUUACAAGAAAAUAUGCAAAUUCGUACAAAGGUAGCAGGAAUCUAUAGAGAGCUCUGCUUAGAAUCUGUAAAGAACAAAUAUGAAUGUGAAAUUCAAGCCUCUCGCCAGCAUUGUGAGAGUGAAAAGCUUUUGUUGUAUGAUACAGUCCAGAGUGAGCUGGAGGAGAAGAUAAGAAGACUUGAGGAGGACAGGCACAGCAUUGAUAUUACCUCAGAGCUGUGGAAUGAUGAGCUUCAGUCAAGAAAAAAGAGGAAGGAUCCUUUCAGUCCUGACAAAAAGAAGCCAGUUGUUGUUUCAGGUCCAUAUAUAGUUUAUAUGCUACAAGAUCUUGAUAUUCUUGAAGACUGGACAACAAUUAGGAAGGCAAUGGCUACACUGGGUCCACACAGAGUGAAAACAGAACUUUUUGAACUGAUCCCUUUAGCACCUGUGAAACUGGAAAAACAUCUGCACAGUGCUAGAUCCGAAGAAGGAAGAUUAUACUAUGAUGGUGAAUGGUAUAUACGUGGACAAACAAUAUGUAUUGAUAAAAAAGAUGAAUGUCCUACAAGUGCUGUAAUUACAACAAUUAACCAUGAUGAAGUUUGGUUUAAGAGGCCUGAUGGAAGCAAAUCUAAGCUUUACAUUUCACAGCUACAGAAAGGAAAAUAUUCAAUUAAACAUUCAUAAUCAUGAUUUAAGUGUUAUCUAAAGCUACCUUAUUAGUGUUAUCAAGUGUGAUGUGCCAUGGGAGUUAAAAAUGUAUUCAAUAACUUAAUAUUCUCAUCAAAUCAUGAGACUGUAUUUGUAGGUAGUACUCUUAAGUAAACCUCAUAUUGAUAUGUCAAUGAGAUAGUAAUAAAAACUUAAUCAUGAUCAUUACAUUUAUUUGCCUUUUAGGUCCAAUGACCAAUAGGUAUAUAUAUAUAUGGUAGGGGUUUCUUACUAAAUUUUUUUCUUUGUUUUUUAAAAACAUUAUGCAAAUCUGUUUUAUCUUUAGUGAACUAUGUUGCUAAAUGGCUAUAUUUGUCUACAAUUUCUUUGAUUUUUCCAUAUCUUUGUCACUCAUUGUGUUUGUAAAUAAGCCUGAUAAAAUGUUUCCUAUAAAUGGUUUGUACUAGUACAUUGUGUUAAAUCAGAAUUGAAAUUUAAACAUAUAUACGUGAGUAUGUAUAUAUGGCAUCAUCAGCUUAUUUAGAACUGAUGACCUUUCUUUACAAUCUUGUUUUACCCAAAAUGAAGCUAUUGGGUUUGAAAGCUAAAGGGAGCACUUUUGUAGACUAGGAGCUUUUCUUCUCCUCUUCCUUGAUUGUAUGGUGGUGACCUAUUUUUACAAAUUAUACUUAAUUAGUAAAAUUAGUGUCAAGUAAUAACAUGCUUCUACCUGUAUUUCUUGUGAACCUGUAGAGGUCAGGUAUUUAUGCCUGGUAUUUAUGAUGCAGUAUAUAAGUGGUGAAUAGUAACUGACAGUAUUGUGGUGCUUGCUGUUCAUGUCUGACCUUUUGAAACAGAUUUUUAGUAAGCAUUUUUCAGAGGUAAAACUAGGUUCUUAUCUUAAUUUUAUUCCUAGGGCAAAGUAGACAGGGAUAAUAUUCUUGAGUCUAUUCCCAAAUUAAUAUUUUUAUCUUUGGUGGUUCUACACUUUAAGGCCACUUGGUGCAAUUUAGAAAGUAUUGGCCUCUCUUCCCUUAGCCACAUGCAAAAUUAACUUCUAAAACCUCAGGAACAGUACAAAGAAUUGAAACCCUCAAUAUGGCAGCACAAUUGGCUGUAGUAUAUAUUAGGGUACAACCAAAUCAAGUUUUCCUGGUGGUCUUGUGCACUUUAAUUUCUGUUAUAAUGAGACUGAAGAGGAUGAGGAAGAGAGCUACUUAUUAACAGGGCAGGAAUAUCUGCAUUAUUCCGUUUGUUUUCUUACUAUUUUACCUCUGCAAACAUCUUCCUGUGCAGAUCACUACUUCACAGUUGCCAAAUGUUAAAAUAUUUGACUUCUGAAAUUCAUUAUCAGCAAAGUUAUAUACUUUGUUCUGUUUCUAAUUAACCUUAACAAAUGUACAUAAUGUCAUAAUCCAAUAGUAUUUGACAGUACUUAUGUAUACAAUGUUUCAUAAGCAUUUUUAAUAAGAUUUGUAUUUUUAAAUUUAGUAUAUAAUAAAAAGAUGUGUUGAGUGUCA
Zalophus californianus (California sea lion) is the source of this 2883-nucleotide messenger RNA. RefSeq names its product BRMS1 like transcriptional repressor (gene BRMS1L). The record is from RefSeq and is a predicted model, not a curated record. Lineage: Eukaryota; Metazoa; Chordata; Mammalia; Carnivora; Otariidae. Gene Ontology annotation, cellular component: Sin3-type complex. Bases 407 to 1399 code for a protein of 330 amino acids. The transcript has 10 exons. Gene Ontology annotation, biological process: negative regulation of transcription by RNA polymerase II. Gene Ontology annotation, molecular function: histone deacetylase binding.